Bactrocera dorsalis (oriental fruit fly) is the source of this 2074-nucleotide messenger RNA. RefSeq lists its product as uncharacterized. Lineage: Eukaryota; Metazoa; Arthropoda; Insecta; Diptera; Tephritidae. Gene Ontology annotation, biological process: proton motive force-driven ATP synthesis. The record is from RefSeq and is a predicted model, not a curated record. Bases 97 to 1962 code for a protein of 621 amino acids. Gene Ontology annotation, molecular function: proton transmembrane transporter activity. The transcript has 3 exons.
AUUUUUGAACAAAAUAUAUUUUAAGAACUUUCUUCGAAAAUUAUACCAUAAAAUUAUUUAAUAACUAAAUAUAUUUACUGAAUUUGAUUUUUGCGAAUGGCUGGCAGUAAUGCCACCAAAAGUGUGUUAGGCGAAUUGGCGAAACGUGUGCCAAAUAAUCAGAAGAAACAAUUUCGUCAUUUUCUCGAUCUCAAUACUGAAUACAAAAAGCGCGUGAACAAAUACCCUGAGAAGCUGCCGCGAAUCGAUUGGGAUUACUAUCGCACGAACGUAAGGAUAGAAGCCAUUAAGAUGGUGGAUGAAUUCGAGAAGAAAUACGAAGAGUUGAAUAAGGUGUUCGAUGAUCGUGUAAAAUUAGACACGAAGAGAUACUACGAAGAACUAGAGAAGCAGAGAACAGUAGUGCAGGCACAAGUGAAGCAGUACAUCGUUGAAUCAAACGAACGCGUGAAAGCGUAUGAAGCUGAAAUAGAGCGACUUUGUAGAAUGAAACCUUAUUCGUCAAUGACAAUGGAAGAGUUUAUUAAUUUGCGCCCUGAAUGCUCAAAUUAUAUACCACAUCAACGUAAGCCUCUCUUCUGGCCACACGAUCCAGACGAGCAGACACCUGGACCGGUAGGUCUGCCGAAAAUAGAUGUUGGACGUGGAGGAGGUGAUGCUGGUGGUAGGGGCGGCAAACGGACUAUUAAACCGCGUGACAGCACGGAAAGUUUCGAAUUCAGGGAAAUUGAGGCGAAACCAUCUAAAGAUAUUGAAGAAAGUGCCGCACUCAAAUCAAAAGCUGAUUCAGAAGUAAGGCCGCAGAAUGAGCCUGAAGAAGAAAUUAGUUCAAAAGGCGUAGGGGAACCAAAGCCUUACGUAGAUAAACCCAUUUCUGAAGAGGAGAGACGAAAGCUAGAUCCAUGCGGGCUAAUCAAAAAACAAGCCGAAGAGAAGCCACAAAAAGUUGAUAUAGUAACUGACCCGCGGAAGGAGAAGCACCCAUGCGACUUGAUAAAAACGAAAUCAGAGCCUACUGCUAAAGAAGACGACACCUGCAAUACUGCAUCUAAGGGACCUUGUAAAGAUGAAGCGAAACGUACCUCCGUUUUCGUGGAUCCAUGCAAUGUUGGAUUUGGAAAGAAAGCAGAUGUUAAGCCAGCGGUUGAAAAAGCUGAACCUAAAACAGAGCCUGAAUCACAACCAGUGGAAUCUAAAACAUCACACCCGUGUGAUAUAGUCAAGAAGAAAGCUGACGUUAAGAACGAUACAUGUAAGAGUGCCUCAAGAAAGAAUCAAUCUAAAGAUGGAAAAGGCACCAGCGUCUUCUUUAAUCCAUGCACAGCUGGAUCUGGCGCUGGGGUAAAAGCAGAUGUUAAAGCAGCAGACAAAAAAUCCGCAGCAAAGACUGAACCAAAGCCAACGGAACCCAAAAAGACAUCACCGUGCGAGAAAGACAAGAAAAAACCUGAAGACGAAAAAGAUCCAUGUAAAAUUACGACAAAUAAUGAGGACCCUAAAGAUUGCAAAGAUAAGAAUCGCGUAUUUGUGCAUCCAUGCAGUUUUGGACCACACUCGAAAGCAGCUGAUUCAAAGUUAGAGGAGACUACAUCUGACACUAAGCCAUGUACUUUGGAAGUGAUAAAACCAAAAGAAGUUAAAACAACACAACCCUGUGAUGACGCAAAGAAGCCAAAAGCUGAAGCCGAUAUGAUAAAGGACAAAAACAAUUUUACCGUUGUGUUUGCAGAUACCAAAGGUGCCAAAUCACCCAAGGAUCGUUCCAAAGAAGAUAAGAACAAGCCUGACAAGCCCUGCGGCGCUCUUCCGUAUUACAAUCCAUUCCGAAGUGAAGAAGAAAAUAGAAAAAAUGAAGAGAAGAUGUGCGAAGAUAGCGAACAUGAUGAUCCAUGUGCUAAAGAUAAUAUCGAUGAGGAAUAUUACGACCCAUGCAAAGAUGACAAAUAUGACGAAGAUAAGUAGUAGCAAAGAGUUCGUUCCGAUACAUUUUGAAGAUAUGUAUGUAUAUAUUUGGAGUUUUUAUCUAUAUAUUUUUCGGGAUUUUACUUUGCCUCAUUUGCGAGAACAUUUUUGC